AUGUUAUUAACAUAUAUUGUGAGUUAUCUUGGAUCCAUACUUAAUGCUGUACUAUCAUUAUUUAGUGUUUUAUCUGGUCCAAUCAUGGGUAUUUUUAUUCUUGGUUUCUUUUUUCCAAAAGCAAAUAGUCGUGGUAGUUUUAUUGGUUUUUUAUCAAGUCUUUGUUUACAAUUAUGGAUUGUUAUGGGAGCACAAAUGACUAAAACACAAAUGAAAAGUAAACGUUUACCAUUAUCAAUUACUAAUUGUCCUGUACCAGUUAAUAUUACAAAAUCAAUAACAAUUCCAAUCAAAUCAAAUCCAUUACUUGAUUUUUAUUCUAUUAGUUAUCUGUGGUAUUCACCAAUAGUUGUUAGUGCUGUUGGAAUUGUUGGAAUGAUUGUAUCUUAUUUAACUCGUCCAGUUAAACCAAAUGAAAUCGAUCCAAAAUUAAUAAUAUCUAUUAGUGAUAUAUGCUGCUUUUCUGUACCUAAACGUAUAUGUGAUUGGCUUCGAUGUGGUUUUACAGAUGAUGCUUAUGUGGAAAAAAAAGUUCAGAAUAAUAUUGAAUUAACAUCACCAGAAGGCUGUAAUGCACUUUAUACUAAUAAAGUUCAGCAAACAUUUGGUACAGAUACAAGGCGUAUAUUUCCAUCGGGUGUUGUAAUAAAAACAACAAUGAAUGAUGCUUAUGAUAAUUCAGCAAUGUCGACAAAAGACUAA
This is a messenger RNA of Rotaria sp. Silwood1, 702 nucleotides long. The record is from the annotation of a GenBank genome assembly. NCBI's taxonomy places the organism in Eukaryota, Metazoa, Rotifera, Eurotatoria, Philodinida, Philodinidae.